AUGGCCUCUUCAACAACAGUCAUUUUUAUCCCUGGCGCAUGGCACAACCCUCUGUGUUUUGACACAGUCAUUCAGGGACUAGAAGCCGAUGGCUACAAUACCGAUGUCGUUCACCUACCUUCUGUUGACCCGGUUAUACCCCAUUCAGAUUUCUCAGAAGAUGUGUCGCAGAUCAGGAAGCAGAUCGAGCUUGCUGCUAAUGCCGGGCAAAGGGUGAUUGUCGUGGUACACUCAUACGGUGGAGUUCCAGGCUGUGAAGCAAUUCGUGGUCUAGAUUGGGAAGCUCGCCAACUUAAGGGUCAACCGGGGGGUGUUGUUCACCUAUUCUUCUGCUGUUCAUUCAUCGUUCCCGAGGGAAAAUCACUGAUCAGUUCUUUCGGUGGUAAUGACCUUCCGUGGUUCGAUGUCUCAGAUGAUCGUUUGAUUGUGAACCCGGCUACCCCCAGAGAAACCUUCUAUAACGACAUGAACGAAGUGGACGCGAAAAGGGCGAUCGAUGAAUUGAGACCACACAGUUAUCAGACCUUUCAUAGUAACAUCACCUUUGCGGCUUGGAGGCAUGUGCCUUCUACGUAUCUCUAUUGCGUCAAGGAUGAGGCUAUUCCGCUUUUUGUUCAAAAGAUGAUGGUGGAGGAGGUCGCAAAGGGAGUUGAAAUUCACACCGAUGUCGUGGAUGCAUCACACAGUCCGUUCUAUACAGCUCCAAACCACGUGGUGGCUGCUAUUAAAAUGGCGGCGAGUUAG
Penicillium angulare is the source of this 744-nucleotide messenger RNA. Its product is annotated as alpha/beta hydrolase. The transcript has a single exon. The coding region runs from base 1 to 744 and encodes 247 amino acids. NCBI's taxonomy places the organism in Eukaryota, Fungi, Ascomycota, Eurotiomycetes, Eurotiales, Aspergillaceae. The record is from RefSeq and is a predicted model, not a curated record.